AUGUUUACCGGAAUUGUCGAAGAGAUCGGCACCGUCGCCGAGCUCAACCCCUCCGACUCCACGGGCGGCACCUCCCUGACCAUCACCCUGCCCCCGACCUCCUCCCUCCUCAGCGACGCCCACCAAGGCGACUCGAUCGCCGUCAACGGCGUGUGCCUGACCGUGACCUCCUUCGACCCCCGCCCGGACCAGGGGGGCCCGCUGUUCACGGUGGGCAUCGCGCCGGAGACGCUGCGGCUGACCAACCUGGGCUCGCUGGCGGCGGGGGCGCGCGUGAACCUGGAGCGGGCGGUGCGGGCGGACACGCGCAUGGGCGGGCACUUCGUGCAGGGCCACGUGGACACGACGGCGACGGUGGUGGCGCGCGCGCCCGACGGCAACGCGCUGACCCUGCGGCUGGCGCCCGCGCGCCGCGACGUGCUGCGCUACGUCGUCUACAAGGGCUUCGUCGCGCUCGACGGCGCCAGCCUGACGGUCACGCGCGUGAACGAUGAGGAGGGCUGGUGGGAGGUCAUGCUGAUCGCCUACACGCAGGAGCGCAUCGUGACGGCCGCCAAGGCUGUGGGCGACACGGUCAACGUCGAGGUGGACAUGACGGCCAAGUAUGUGGAGAAGAGCCUGCAGGGGUAUCUGGCGGGCCUGGGGGAGGGCGAA
Molecule: messenger RNA, 654 nt
Organism: Thermothielavioides terrestris NRRL 8126
Lineage: Eukaryota; Fungi; Ascomycota; Sordariomycetes; Sordariales; Chaetomiaceae
Exons: 2
Biological process (GO): riboflavin biosynthetic process
Molecular function (GO): riboflavin synthase activity
Source: RefSeq, a predicted model, not a curated record